Molecule: messenger RNA, 4046 nt
Organism: Hippocampus zosterae (dwarf seahorse)
Lineage: Eukaryota; Metazoa; Chordata; Actinopteri; Syngnathiformes; Syngnathidae
Product: BRD4-interacting chromatin-remodeling complex-associated protein
Exons: 15
Coding region: 596-3862 (1088 amino acids)
Biological process (GO): positive regulation of DNA-templated transcription
Cellular component (GO): SWI/SNF complex
Source: RefSeq, a predicted model, not a curated record
AUGUACUGGAGCUCAGUGGUAAAGAGCGGGACUCACCUUCAGCGUCAUCCGACUUAAGGUGCUCAGGAGGCGGCCGCCCUUCGCCUUGCCACCCGCUGAUGCUCACGGAGGAUCCGUGUCGUCUUUUUCCCCCCUCCUUCCUUUCUCUCUGCACCUUUGUGUCGUGCGAUCGACUCUUGCCGUCUGCUUUUCACACACACACACACACACGCGCGCACACACCCUCCACGUCCCCCUCCUCCUGCGUUUAGCAUCUGAAAGGAGCCCUGAGUGAGAAUCGAUGGCGCACGGGCUCGCUUGACAGGACAAUAAAGCACAAAGAAGGGAGCCUCCGCAGCAGCCAUGCUCCAGCGGGCGCCGUCUCCCCGCAGCCGUCACAUCCUUGUCGGCCAGGAGUGCCCCACCACCUCCACCCCGUCCUCUCCCUCCCCCUCCAGCAGCCAGCGACUCCUUCAGCCAACCGACCCCGGCCGACACUCCCCAUGAGGCGGCCACCUGCACUCACACAGACCGCUCUGUAUGGAGCCUCUGGCCAGUGAAGUAGGUGUCGUCAAGCAAGGGGAAUCCUAGACCCUGCGUGUGUGUCGCAGUGGACAUGGAGGAUGAAGACGGGACUUGUCUUCUUGAUGUUUUGUGUGACCCCCAAGCCCUGAACGACUUCCUUCAUGGGACGGCUGAGCUGCGGGCCGAAGACCUGCUCAUUAGCGCCUCCUCUGGCGAGGCGUCUCUAUUCGCAGACGCCCCGAGUCCCGUCUCGCUGCUGGGGGAGGACGGAGGCUCCCCGGGUACACCGCCGCCCAGCUGCGUGGAUCUCUCCUUCCUGGAGGAGGCGCUCCUCUCAUCACCAAAGGGCACCGAUGACCCCGGGCGCGGGGAGGUGCCGCAGGACGAGCCCCCGGUUGCCCCCGAAUGCCAGUCGAAGGAGGAGGUGGCGGCGGGGAAGGAGGAAGAGGAAGUGAUCUGCUGCGACAUCCUGCAGCAGAGUCUGAAGGAGGCCGACAUUACGGAGCAGACGGUGGCCCACACGGGGGCCCACACGGGGGAUUGUCUUUACCCGCCCAUCCUAACGCCGCCGGCAAUCCCCUUUGUAGCAAAGCCCGGCCCGACGGCCUCGCACAGAGACACUCAGGCAGCCGUCGAGCCGCCGCAGCCCUCCUUGCUGGCCGUGGGGCCGGGGUGCCCCUCUCUAAAACCCGCGCCCCCUCCUCAGUUGAUGGGGCUCCUACCCGGGAACGUUUUCCCCGCCCCCUCGCCAGAGACUUCCUUGGUUCAGGGCUCCGGUAUGAUCCUCCAGAAAUCCGUCAGCACCCGGCCUCUCGUGGCCACGGCCACGGGGAUAGUCCUGCACCGUGCACCCCACCCCAUUCAACCCAAGCUACCCAUCAGCAUUCAACCAAGACUCGUCCAGAUCAGCCCAAAGCCACUAGCGCAAAAACCCGCUCCGGGUCUGGCGCUCGUUUCCGGAACCGCCUCGCCAAAUAUUCUCCUUUCGCAGAAGCCUUCCGCUCCGGCCCCGGCGGCCCCUGAGCCGCUCGCCAAACCCGUCAGCCUGCAGCUGCUCAACCAGGGCGGCUCCUUCAUGCUCCAGCCUCAGGGACUCUUUCAAGGCCAAAACCAGUUCCUUCUCCCGGGUCAGUCCCAGGUGACCAUUACCCAGCCGGCCGCCGGGCCCCUACUGACCGCCGCCGCCGCGGCAGCCCCGCCGGGGACUCCCUUCAGCGGGCAGAUUGUGGACGGCUCGCAGAUCCUAGCCGUUCCCCAGAGACAGCUCAACUUCAGCCCUGUGUUCACCACCACGGCGCAGCUCACCCUUGGCCAGGCCGCCAUCUUCUCCCCUACCGUCUUCCAGAUGCCGGCGCAGCUCGCCGGGAGCUACGUGAGCAGCGGGCAGGGGCAGAGGGCUGCCCUGGUGCACGGACCGGCUCUGGGAAACCGGAUCACCUUGAUCAACGGCUCUGGGAUGCUCCCCUCGGACCUGGCCUCCAUAUCCAUCGUCAACACCCCCUCGGUGGUGCAGGGCCUGCCUUUCGCGGCUCAGCCGGCGCAAGCGGCCGUGACCGACGCCCAGCUGCGUCUCCAGACGGCCUCGGUGGUGCUUCUCCCCGAGAGAGGCGUCCCCGAAGAAAGGAGCGGCUCGGAGGAAAGUUUCCAUCAACAGCGCUUGGGUCCGGUGAUCCAGGAGCAGUUGUCAGUGCAACCCGUUGCCCCCUCGCCAGAUGCGACGACAGUCCUGCCACCCCCACCAGAACCGCCCCCAGCCCCCUCCUUGGCCCAAGCGGCGGAGGAUGUGGCCCGGUCCGUGAGUCGGAACCAAGACUUCAUGCAACAACUAAAAGAGCAAACGCUCGGCUCCCCCAUCACAUCUGACCUGAUGGUUGGAGCGGUACCGGUGGACUUUCUCACCCCGCCUUUGGACAACGAGCAAGAAAGCCAGCCAACGACCGCCAUGUCGGACUCGUGUCUGGAUGCCUCGCCUCUCCUCUCCGACACAUCCCUGCUGGGCUCGUCCCCUUCGUUCCAGGACUCGGCCACGUUCCCAGAUCCAAACCCCCUCCCUGGACGAGAGGGGUCCUCCUCCCUGCAGGACCAAGUCUUGUACCAUCAGUUCCAGGGCUCGCAGGAUUUGUUCGUUGACAGUGGAGGGCCGCUUUCCUCGCCUUCCUCUGAGCCCGCUUUGGUCGCCAGCAUCCCAGUGCCUCAUCAGCUGCCGGACCCCUCAGAUGGAGGGGGUGCCGACACCCCCGUCCAACUGCACCCACAAAACACACCGACAGCUGCCUUGGUCAUCGAGAGUGACGUACUGACUCCCGACAUCCGGUCGCCCUCUCCCAGUACCCAAGAGCACCACCGGGGUGCGCUGCCAGCUCCUGGGGAGAGCGACCCCAAGCUCGGAAACCAGCAGCUGGCGGUCGCAGAGUUACAGCCGGAGGAAACCGUCACACCAGCAACCCGACAUCACAGGUUCCAGCAGCUGCUUUGCUCGGACCACCUGGCGGUCCAGCACCAGCGCGCCGGCCCGGCUUUCUGCACUCUGACGGAUGCUGCCCGCCGCCUGUUGCCGUACCACGUCUGCGCCGGACACCCGCCCUCUCAGGAGGAUUUAGCUUUAGUGGACCAGGAGUUCGACGCAGCGUCGGGGUUCCUGCUCAAGCGCACCAAGGACAUGGUGAACAAGUACAGGCAGCUGCUGGUCAGGGAAACUUGGCAGGAGAGUCCGUCCGCCGAGAUGGUGAUGCUGGAGCGUCUCUUCCUGCAGGCGGAGCGCUUUUCCCUGGGAGAGGACAGACGGCGGGCACACAGAGACCCAGAGUCUUUCCUGAUGUCCUUGACCACACCAGCAUCUUCCUCGCACCAGUCGGGGACCUCGCAGCCUCCGCCGCCAUCCCGGGCCCCCGUCCCGGCCUGGACCAGACUGUCCAACCGCCCACCUGGGUUAAAGACGUACCGCUCCAGCUCGCGUGGAGCUCUCAGGCUCACCAUUAAGCAAGAGUGCAGCUCUCGCAAGGUGGCGCACGGUUUCGCCAGCGACUCGGGGCUCAAGCGGGACCGCGCGGGACGGCUGUCCAAUGGCGGCGGCACCAAUGGAGCGUCGCGGCAUUCUCGCCACGAUGACAAGAUCCCCAAUGGAGCAGAAUGCAAAAAGAAAAACCGUCCAGCGCCAAGCCCACCGGACACCCCCAGGGUUAAAUGCCUCAGGCUGGAGGCGCCGCCGCCGCCCCUCAGCCCACCGCUCGAAGACAGCUUGCUCAGCGAACAUCUGCAGAGCGCCAUCGACAGCAUCCUGGAGCUACAGCGCCUGCAGGGACAGUCGGCGGGCCCCCUCGCCAGCCCGUCACCAGCACCUUUGAGGGGUCACUUGUGAGGCUACGCUAGCACGGAGGAACUCCCCGGUGAGCCAACCAAAAGCUUGACUUUUGUCUGUUGCUAGGACGAUUUUAACCCACGUACCUUUCAUGCCCCCCCCCCCUCCCCACUUUUUUUUUUUAAUUGGCAAUUGAAACGGUGACACAUUUUGUUUGCUUUUAAAUCCACCACAAAAUGGGGGG